GCAAGCAGCUGAUGGGCAGCGAGUGCGCUCAGAUGCUUUGCAGGCACGGCUCGCCGGCAUGACGAAGGAGCAUCAGGAGGCUGUCCUUGCGUCGAGGCGCGACACCAGCUUGUCGCAGGCGAACUUGCAGAGGCUCCAUGCGGAGCUGCAGAAGAGCCGCGCAGAGGUGACAGCACAGCAAGAGGAGAUUCGACGGCUCCGCAUAGAGCUGCAGGCCUCCGGCUCCCAGCAGCGGCAGCACGCGCAAGAUUUGGAGGCGGAGCGCUUGCGGGCCGCGGGCUCUGACCUCGCGGCGGCACAGGCUGGCCAGGAGCAAGCGAGGUUGAAGGCCACCUUGAGGCGGGUGGACGACGAUCAGCGUGAGCAGCUGGAGAUUUUCUCUGCUCAAGCUCUCGAAGAGAAGAGGCGUUUGCAGCAGCGUUUACAGGAUGAGCAUCAUGAGCUCGUGACCUGCCGGAAGGUUGUCGGCAACCUGGAGGCGGUGCUCGCAGAGGUUCGAGCCCUGGUGCCUGCUGCCAUGGGUGCUGUGGAAUUCGUCAGAGAUGUGGAGAAUCCUGCGCUAAAAUUGGCACGGGGGCCUGUUCUUCUUUCACUAAAUACUUCCGUCCGCAUACCAGUGCUGGCCUUGAGGUGGGGGCCUGGCACAUAUCUAGACUCCACUCCAGGUUGGCAGGCAGUCAGAGAGGGCUUGUUUGCCCUGCUCCAUCAGUUGCAGACUGGCGCCACUACGCCAGAGAAGAUAGUGCUGAGUGUUUGUGAAGUGGAUGGUCUUUGGUUUUGCAGCGAAGCUUCGGAAGCAAGGAGCUUUGCCGCACUCCUUCUCUACCAGGCUUUGCACCGUGAUGCCCCGGUGUCUCCGACAUGCCGUGUCACAUCUGCGCACAAGAUCAUGACUGUUCCAAAGGAGGACUUCAAGCAUUCGGGAUUGAGUGUAUUGACCGGAAGCGCAGCCUGGAGAGACCCACCGAAGGAUGACGAGGACUUUCUACGAGCCUUCCUCGUCGGCUCCCCCUUGAGGGAUGCCAUGAGUGACUUUCUGUACCACCAACGGCGUAAUCGUGUUCAGGAUGCCUUGCAGCGCGAGCUGGCCAAUGAUGCAUUUUCAACAUCGUCUUUGGCUGGCCGAAGCCCGCAGACGAAGGAGGAUCCUGUGGAGAAUGCCGACCGCAAGAUGCCUGCAAAGCUUUGGCAUCAACCAGGCGGCUCUUUCAUUUCGGCUCAGGCAGCUUCGGCUGCGCCUGCGGCUUGUCGUGAGGGCAGGAAGCAAGCUCCGAUUUGA
This is a messenger RNA of Symbiodinium sp. CCMP2456, 1279 nucleotides long. NCBI's taxonomy places the organism in Eukaryota, Dinophyceae, Suessiales, Symbiodiniaceae. The record is from the annotation of a GenBank genome assembly.